CGCAGCCGGCAACCUUGCCGGUUUGGAUUUGAACGUGCCGCCGUUUAUUUUAAUUUUUAGAAGAAGCUGUGAGUAAUAGUGAAGUAAAGCCGUGCUGAUUGUUAAACACACGCCAUUAUACGGGGCUGGGAUUGUGCUGAACAAUGGGACUGCAUAAAGCUUCCAGACUCCCAAGUUAUGUGGAUUGCAAAGCUGUGAUUUGGCUUUAAUGUUAUUAUUCCUCGUUCAGAUGAUUAGAAUGAUGUUGGAAUAUGCUGGAAUAGACAUGGAUUCACCGUUUUGGUCAAACAAGCCAUAUGGUUCAUCUCGCAGUAUUAUUCGCAGAAUAGGUUCUAGCCUCCCUCUUAAACCAUGUCCAAGAGUUCACUUCCAGAUUUUCCAUGGCUUUGGAGAAGCUGAUCAAAGUUCUACGGAGUCAGACAAUGGUGCAGUUGCUUCCCUGGCGGAUGUAGCCUGGAUUGUGUGUGACCAGGGGGAAUCAUUUAGCAAGAUGAGGUCAGAAAUUCGACUUGAAGAUGGUGAAGUUCCCAAACAUCAGACUUCAUCUUGUCCAAGGCCUAUCAGCAGGCAAGCUUCUUUACCAAAUUUAAGAAAUUGCAAAAAGGAGUCUGCAACUCCCACAAUGGCCAGUGAUGCAGCAUUGGAAAAAAUCAACAUAUUGGAGAAUGAGCUUGCUAAGUUACGGGAACAGAUUGCCAUGAUUGUAACUAUACAAGAACAAAGAAGUCCCUUGGCAGUGACACCUGGUGUUAUUCCUUCUUGUGCUGCUCCACCGCUGCCUCCACCACCUCCCCCACCUCUACCACCCUCACCUGCUCUCCAACGUAGUCAAUCUGUGAUUGACCUCAUCAAAGAAAGAAGAGGAAAGAAAGCUGACAGUAGUCAAAUCACAUGUAAUCAUAAACAGCAAACUCUGCCAAACAUGUUAGAUGUCUUAAAAGACAUCGAUAAGGUGAAACUACGCUCUGUAAAGAAAUCUGUGGAUGAUUUAAAGCCCAAACCAGAUCAACAUACAGCUGAUCCAACAGCUUUAAUAGCAGCAGCUUUGAAGCGCAAAUUUGCACAUCGCUACAAAAAUGAUCAUUGUAAUGAAAAUCGACCUUCAAAUUCUGACUUCCAGGCAAGCACAGAACCCCCAAAGUUUGGACAACACAUGCUGAAACCAACUGGAAAGAGAAACCCAUUGUUGGAAACUUCAUCUCGGUCUUGAUUGGAUGCUUAGGGCAGCGAGGGGAAGGGUUACACUUUUCCUCUACUUGACUUUAAUUUGCUUUAGACUUAAUUGUAUGAAGAAAUGCUGCCACUGUAGUUUACAUGAGCAAUAUUUAUAAAAUCAGGUUUCAAAAAUGUAUAUUUUAACAUUUUAGUUCACGGCUGUUAUAUACCAGUUUGUAUUUUGCAUGUAUUCACAAUGAAAUGACAUAUUUGUUGCCAAAUUCUAAUGUUUGAAGUUAUCGCGUUGCUGUUUGUAGAUUUGUUGUGAAUAUGGCACCCAAAGAGACCUAAAUUGAUUUAGUUUUUCUCUAAAUUAUAUUUUAAAUAAGCCAUAGCAAUUUUUUUUUUUCGGCUUUGGUGUUCACAUCACCACAGCUUAUUAUUGUUUACGUGGUGGUACUUUAGGAUAAAUGUUGUGGAUUUAUAAUAGGUUGUGUUGCACAGUGUUCCUAAAAUGUAAUUACGUAUCGUAGACCCUUUGAUUAUUUGGUUUUUAAAACUUAUCAAUUUUUGUUGUGUUCUUUUCAUUUUAAUUAUGAAUGCUGAUGAAAAUGACAUACUACAGCACUACAGUCAUUGAUGCACAAGGUUUGAGUUAGUGUUGUCAUCAAUUGGUUUGCAUCGAUUAUUGCUUACUGAUUUUUUUUUAAGCUUCUGAAAGCCCAAUCCUUCCUGCAUAAACAGAAGUUUAACAAAUGACUAAAGGAUGAACCAACUAAAAAAGAUGGUAAUGUUAAUUAUUAUUCUUUAUGACUAUUUAACUUAUAACAAGUCCUGAUUAGUAAAGCUCUCAUUUUAAAUGCUAUUCCUGAAAAUCCAGAACAUCAGAAAGUUGCAGCAUACAUGCCCAGAAUUUUAAUAAUUGGGUACAAAGUGUAUAUGUAUGUCAUAUGUUAAUGAUUUUUGUACAUGAAUGGUCGUCCAGAGAUCUAGUUUUGUAUUAUAUAAAAUGCUUUGAAUUAAGAAAAUUUAGGAGUUUAUAGACGACACUGCUGUUGCAUAAUGCUUUGACCAAACAACAAGGUGCUUGUUAUCCCAUCAAAUGUAUUUAUAUCAAAACUACACUACAAAUAUUGAAAUUUUCCAGAUCCUAAUGCGUUGGAAUAAGGAAGUCUAAGUUCAGAAGACCCAAAAAUACUUGAAAGUUUUAACUCCAUUUUAUACAAAUUGUAAAUUUUCAGUGCAUAUGCUCAAUUUUUUUUCUAUUUUCACUGGGGGAAACUAUGUUUUAGUCUAGUUUUUAAAAUGAGAAGUAUUUUUUAUAACCUGGGUGCAAGCUGUUCAAAUUUUGAAAAGGUGCACUAUCUUCAGCACACAGUCAAAAUAUUACCUGAACAUAUGAGUUUGGAAAAAUAGGGAAAAGUUUUUAAUAAGCUGGUGUAGAAAGAGGGAAGGUUUGUUUUGAAACACACCUCUUCUUACAAUAAAGCUUUCAAGAGAAACAUUAUAGUUAUGCCGUGAGUUCACCCUCUCUACUCCCACCUUGUUCUUUCCCCACCCACACUCCUUUGUCCCAUCCUACCCACACCAGGGAUUGAAGGAACAAAACCACUGUUGAUGUAACUUUUCUUUGUAAGCUAUAUCUUUCAGCCAAAGUUAGAAAAACAUGCUAAACGUUGGUACAGCAAUCUGAAAAGUAAGAAAAAUCAAUUAUUCAUUAAAAUAUAUCUGUUAGCUUUAAUUAAUAGGUAAUACAAAUUGUCAUUUGGGCUUAGUAUUGAGAACGUGAGUAUUGCUGAGAAUAGACACCCUUUUUGAAGUUUUUUCUCUGUGACUCAACAUACCGAUGGAAAGGGAAAACAGCAUUGAUACUGUGGGAGGAGAGUGAUGAUUAGUUGCUAAAUACUGUCUCACUGGUCAAGGCAUAGCCCUAAGAAAUAUACCAGAGCAUAUCUAUCGCCUGUUUGUUGAGUUGGUGUUCUUUCUGUCUGCAAAGAAUAGAGACCUGUGCAUUAAUAUAUACAGCUUCAAAAGCUUGCAGGUGCCACAUGGGAACCUGACUGACAAUCCCCAAAUUGGUUAUCAGCAUCACUCAUAUCAGGUUAACUUAGCAAAUGUUGUCUAAUUGCCACAUCAUAUUUAGUGUUGGUCACCCUAACGUAGGGUGCUAUGGUCAAACCAAAAAAACAUUCCAUCUAUCAGACAAACAAAUAAUGUAUAUAAAAUUUCAGUGCUGGUGGGCUGCCUGAUAGAGAGGUCAUAUAUACCAAAGACAUGUAGUUACAUGUCAAACAGCAUCUUCGUUCAUCCUUCGCACUGCCAAGAUACUGACUAUACCCAGCCCAACCAGCUUGUAGUUACAAACUCGAAGGGUAUCCAACAUUGGAUAUGAUUCCAUGGUUGGACAUUUCCUAGAUAAUCCUAAUUGUACUAAAAUAAUGCUAGCAACAAAUUUAGAAUUGUUAGAUGGUGUGUGUACUUGCACUCUGGAUAUUUGUAUAUAAAAAUACAAAGGGACCUAAUCAGACGAUACACAUACUUUGCACAAACUCAAUAAAAAUGGUGACAACUGUUCUUGAGUUCAUAAUUCAGGGCAGUGUUUUGGCCAGUCAACUUGUUUAGUUUAAAAUUUUAAAGCUUAGCAGCUGUAUGUCAGUCAACAUCUGUGCAUGCUGCAUGGCAAUAUCUCUGUCAGAAUCCAAUGGCAAAGUAAUUUGCGCACCCGUGCAGUAUAAAUGUUCUCUCUUUCCAUUGGUACUUCUGACAAAUUGUUCCAAUGAAUGCAAGAUGAAAAACAUAAAUUACAAUAUCCUUUUUUCAGCAAUACAUAGAGGUGGUCAGUAAAUCAUACACUACCUAACAUUUCUGAUAAGUGUUUGAAACUUUGUUUAAUUGUAACCUCGGAAUUGUAUUGCUUUCUGUCGUGAGAGCUAAUGUACAUUGUAGCACCUAUUCCAAGAUGAAUAUAAAAUGUAUAACAGCUGUAUUAAUAUUCCAUAAUAAUUUUGCAUUCUUUCUGUACUCACUGAUUUCCAAUUGUUGCACAAUUUUUAAAAAUUUGAGUUUUGUUUAAAAUAUGAAUGCAGCACUAAGAUCACAUGAUGAUGACUGCUUUUAUCAUUAUUUAAUAAUUGGUUUCUGUUGGCCUAGUUUCUGCAUUGUACCAAAAGCAGGGAGGCAACUCCGGGUAAUGUUGUAGGGGCCUAAGUUCGAAUCCUACAGUGGCAGAUGGUGAAAGUUGAAUUCAAUAAAACAAAAAGCUGGAACAAACAA
Rhincodon typus (whale shark) is the source of this 4428-nucleotide messenger RNA. RefSeq names its product mitochondrial fission regulator 1 (gene mtfr1). Gene Ontology annotation, cellular component: mitochondrion. The transcript has 8 exons. The coding region runs from base 209 to 1210 and encodes 333 amino acids. NCBI's taxonomy places the organism in Eukaryota, Metazoa, Chordata, Chondrichthyes, Orectolobiformes, Rhincodontidae. The record is from RefSeq and is a predicted model, not a curated record. Gene Ontology annotation, biological process: aerobic respiration; mitochondrial fission.